Molecule: messenger RNA, 1294 nt
Organism: Lasiosphaeria miniovina
Lineage: Eukaryota; Fungi; Ascomycota; Sordariomycetes; Sordariales; Lasiosphaeriaceae
Product: ribosomal protein L13-domain-containing protein
Exons: 2
Coding region: 451-1002 (183 amino acids)
Biological process (GO): negative regulation of translation; translation
Cellular component (GO): ribosome; mitochondrial large ribosomal subunit
Molecular function (GO): structural constituent of ribosome; mRNA binding
Source: RefSeq, a predicted model, not a curated record
CUGCUUUGAAAUCGGACUCAACUCGAACCCGGCCUAUGCUCUCUCUUGGCUGCUCGCUGAAGCUCCGCUACUCGGCCCGGUGAUUUUAGUGGCUUGCGACAGGCGGACACGGUCGGGUCACUAAAAAAACGCGGCCGGUGGGCGGCGCAAGUUUGCUGGUGGCGCGUGCGUUUUCCAUACCAUUUUCUCCCGCUUUAGCCAAAGCUCAGCUCCAAUUCCCGUCGACGCUCUCGACCUCACGGCAUACCGACACGGCCCUUCCAAUCCGCCCCAACAGCACGCACACCCAACGCCGCCUACCUUGUCGAGAGCGGGGUCCGGCACCGGUCUGAGAAUUGAUCGCAUAGGUCCGCAUCGUGCGUUGAUGAGGGGCUUGUUCCCGCCCAGGCUGCUCGUUCAGCAACACGCACCAUAACAUCGCAACCCCCCUACACCACAACCACCGCCAUCAUGUCACAAACCGUCGGACUUACCCGGCUAGCCUACUCGCGCGCAUGGCACCACAUCUCGGCGUCGACGCCGCACCCGACGCUCAGCACCAUCAAGGCGCCGCCCGAGGCCGUCACGCCGCCGUCGCUGGGGCGGAUGGCGUCGCGGAUCGCCAUGAUCCUGAUGGGCAAGCACAAGCCCAUCUGGGACCCGUCGACCGACUGCGGCGACUACGUGGUCGUGACGGACUGUGCGGCGUUGUACACGACGGGGCUCAAGAAGUGGCGCAAGACGUACUACCGCCACAACACGCGCCCGGGCUCCCUGCAGGCCAUCACCAUGGACGUGCUGAUGGAGAAGCACGGCGGCGCCGAGGUCCUGCGCAAGGCCGUCAGCGGCAUGCUGCCUAAGAACCGCCUGCGCGACAAGCGCCUGGCGCGCCUCAAGGCCUUCGAGGGCCCCGCCCAUCCUUACAAGCUAAACCUAGUGCGGUUCGGCGGCACCGUGGUCGGGGAGACUAACUGGGAGGGUGCGGUGCAGGCUAUCCGGGAGGCCGACAUGGCGAGGAUAUAAGGCGGCUUGUGUGUGUUUGUGUGUGUUUGUGUGUGUGUAUGUGAAGAUAAGAAAUGACUAAGGGUGGGAGGGUUCAUAUGGCAGGUAUUCCCUGUUAUUAAAGCCUAUCUACAGGCGAAUUCGAGGAAUAGGUAAAACGCCGGUCCCAAGGACGCUGUAACCUGAAGAGAGCCAUCCACUAGCUCCAUGUUGUGUAUCUAUCCGGCUGGCUAGGCGUUGUGGAAUUGGCCAACUGCCGUUGUAUCAAAAAAAAAAACAAUAAACAUCUCGCGUGCAUCAUUGCGACCCGUCU